GCACUUAAGAAUGAACAUUGAAGACAAGCUGGGAGGAUUAUUUCUUAAAUGUGGUGGCCUAGACCCAAUGCAGUCGUCCAGGGCUAUGGUAGGGAUGGGAGCCGUAUCGGAGCAGUCCGGCGUGUCGGCGGAGCGGCCGGAGGCGGCGCUGCAGGAGCGGAGCUUGGCGCACCAGGACAUCCUGGCCACCGACGAGGUCUUGCAGGAGAGCGACCUCCGGCAGCAGGAGAUGAUCUCCCACGAUGAACUCAUGGUCCACGAGGAGACGGUAAAGAACGAUGAUGACAUGGACGCCCAGGAGAGGCUCCCUCAAGGGCUGCAGUACGCUGUUAAUGUCCCUAUCAGUGUAAAGCAAGAGAUUACCUUUACUGAUGCAUCUGAACAACAGAAACGAGACAAAAAACAAAUACGAGAGCCAGUAGAUUUGCAGAAAAAGAAGAAAAGAAAACAGCGUUCACCAGCAAAAAUCCUUACAAUAAAUGAGGACGGAUCACUUGGUCUGAAAACCCACAAAUCUCAUGUUUGUGAGCAUUGCAAUGCUGCCUUUAGAACCAACUACCAUUUACAGAGACAUGUCUUCAUUCAUACAGGUGAAAAACCAUUUCAGUGCAGUCAGUGCGACAUGCGUUUCAUUCAGAAGUACCUGCUACAGAGGCAUGAGAAGAUUCAUACUGGGGAGAAGCCAUUUCGUUGUGAUGAAUGUGGUAUGAGGUUUAUUCAGAAGUAUCACAUGGAAAGGCACAAAAGAACUCACAGUGGAGAGAAGCCUUACCAGUGCGAAUAUUGUUUGCAGUAUUUCUCCAGGACUGAUCGUGUGCUGAAACAUAAACGUAUGUGCCAUGAGAACCGUGACAAGAAACCAAACAGAAGUGCCACCAAAGUUGGCUUUUUGCCAUCAGAGGAAGAUUCUGGUUUCUCUACGCCUAUGAAAGACAGCUCCUUGCCAAAGAAGAAAAGGCAGAAAUCAGAGAAAACAAAAUCUGUGGAUAAGGAAAGCACAGAUAAGUCGGAACAGAAGAAGGACAAAAAUGACUACUUGCCUUUGUACUCUGCUAGUACUAAAGUAAAAGAUGAAUAUAUGGUAGCGGAAUAUGCYGUUGAGAUGCCACAUUCUUCUGUCAGUGGGUCGCACUUAGAGGAAGCAAAUUCUGGAGAAAUACACCCACCUAAGCUGGUCCUCAAAAAAGUUAACAGCAAGAGGAGUCUGAAACAGCCACUCGAGCAAAGUCAAACCAUUUCACCRUUAUCUACAUAUGAAGACAGCAAGGUUUCAAAAUAUGCGUUUGAUCUUGUGGAUAAACAAGGUUUACUGGACUCUGAAGGUAAUGCUGACAUCGAUCAAGUGGAUACGUUACAGGAAGGGCCCAGUAAACCGGUACACAGCAGCACUAAUUAUGAUGAUGCAAUGCAGUUUUUAAAGAAAAAGAGGUAUCUACAAGCAGCUAGUAACAAUAGUAGAGAAUAUGCCUUGAAUGUAAGUACCAUAGCAUCUCAGCCUUCAGUAACACAGGCAGCUGUGGCAAGUGUCAUUGAUGAAACUGCCACCGCAUCGAUAUUGGACACACAGGCAUUGAAUGUGGAGAUUAAAGGUAACCAUGACAAAAAUGUCAUUCCAGAUGAGGUACUGCAAACGCUGUUGGAUCAUUAUUCACACAAGGCUAAUGGACAACAUGAAAUAUCUUUCAGUGUGGCUGACACUGAGGUGACCUCCAGUAUAUCAAUCAAUUCUUCUGAAGUAUCUGAGGUCACCCAGUCUGAGACAGUUGGAACAAGCUCUCAAGCUUCCUCCUCAGAUAAAGCUAGUAUGUUACAAGAAUAUUCCAAGUUUUUACAACAAGCUUUGGACAGAACUAGCCAAAAUGAUGCCUAUUUGAACAACCCAAGCCUUAAUUUUGUGACAGAUAACCAGACUCUUACAACGCAGCCAGCAUUUCCUUCCAUAGAGAAACAGGUCUACACAUCCAUACCGGUCAACAGCUUUCGAUCGGGAAUGAACUCUCCGUUAAGAACAACUCCGGACAAGUCGCAUUUUGGACUAAUGGUUGGUGAAUCCCAGCACCCCUUCCCCUUUUCAGGUGACGAGGCAAAUCAUUCUUCCUCUUCCUCCACACAGGACUUUUUGGAUCAAGUAACUUCUCAGAAGAAGGCAGAGGCCCAGCCUGUUCACCAAGCAUAUCAGAUUAGCUCCUUUGAGCAGCCCUUCAGAGCUCAGUACCAUGGGGCAAGAGCUGGAAUAUCAUCUCAGUUUAGCACUGCCAAUGGACAGGUGAACCUCCGGGGACCAGGGACAAGUGCUGAAUUCCCAGAAUUUCCCUUGGUGAAUGUAAAUGACAGUAGAGCUGGGAUGACUUCUUCACCCGAUGCCACAACAGGCCAGACUUUUGGCUAAGAAAUCUUUGUAAAUAAUACUGGCACUUUAGAACACAUUUGUCAAAACGGGGUUGCUCUAUAUAAGAUGGAGUUCUGUACAGCUUUUAAGAGCGAUAUGUUAAAACAAAAGUAAGCUGAUAUUAGCAAGACCAAUAACUGCUUUUUUUUUUUUUUUUUUUUUUUUUUUUUGUUAGUCACCAUCACUGCCUGAUGUUGUUGCCCCUAUCAAAGGCAGGUUAUUAUUCACUUGUUUGAAUACAGAAACUAUUUGACCCUCAAUGAGAUUUAAAAUAAACAAAACGCCCCAGGUAAGAUUUCCCCCCCAUGAUUGUUUCCUAACUGGUUUCCUUGUAUGCUUUGGGAGGACAGUUAUUGUCUGAUAUUCACAUUGUCAUUUCUGAGCUUGUCAGCAUACUCAUUGCUCUUCAGCAGGGAAUCAACACAUACUAAACAGACAGAAUAAACUCUAAGUUUCAAGGUCAAGCAAUUAUAGCUUUAAAAGAUGGCAUUUUCUAGCAGAAGAUCCUUUCUUCCAGCUUCGUCAAAAAUAAUUUUAGACCAUUUGCCCUUUAUUUUCGCUUUGCAUUACAUUGAGUUGUGUUUGGAGGAAAAAAAUAAAUUCUGAUAGACUAACUCUACUAUUUAAAAGCCUAAUUAAUUUAAAAUAUUUUAAACACUUUUUUUUAGCAAAAUAUCUAACUGCUAAUGCCUUUACUUCAUUCCUGAAGUAAUGUGUAUUUCUUUGUACAGCUGAAUCUAGAUGUAACUUUUUAAUGACUUUUUUCAUAUGCAGAUAUCAAGAUUUUGAAGUUUUAGUUGAAAUACUCUGUAGAUGACAUUCCCAGUUACAUAAUGCUUACACAAACUGUGUAUUCCAAGAUUAAAAGCUUAAUUGUACCUUACCCUUCAUAUUCAUAAUGAUUAACAUAGAGCACUUAGUCUAUUUGAUAGUUUUUGAUUUCUCAAAAAAUAAAGCUAUUUUAGAUUUUUAGGUUUGAUAUGCUUUCAUCAUUGUCAUCUCGUACAGCUCCAGUUGUUUUAAUAUAAAUUGAGAUUGGAUAUUCUUAGCUUCUGUAAAAAAAAGUCUUAAUUCUCUGUCUAAAAUUUUGGCAAUUCAAAUAAUGAAAUUUACUGAAGUACCCCAGAAAGUUGAAGAAGUGGGCAUUCAAACUGCAUAUCUUUUUAAUGUUUUCGUAGAAAAAUUCACUGCAAUUUUACCAACCAAAACUGAUGAGUAAUACUAGUGAACGGAAUUUCUUUUUGAGCGUAGCUGAGUGAUCAGAAGCUUUCAUUGCAUUUCACCAUAUAAAUAAACAACAAACUUUAUCCCUGUACCAUGAAUAUGUUUUUUUGAAUAGUACUUUGUCUUGAAGUAUACGGUAUGGUACGAUAAGUAGUUCUGUGUGCAUUUUUAAGGUUGUAAGAUUUGAGUAGCAUAACUAUUGUGUAGUUUAAGUUAACAAUUUACAGAUUUUUGAACUGUAUGUUCUCUUGCACCUUCCCUAAAGGGACACUGUCUGGUAGUUUAAGGCAGUUUAAGCCUAACAUAGGCUGAUUAACCAGGGAAACACACGCACAGACACACAUAUAUAUGUGUAUAUAUGUAAUUUUUUUUUAAUAGGGAUGCAUAAAUCCUUUUAGAGCACUAUUGCUACCUGAUAUCUCUCAAAUGAAGCCAUCAGUAGAAAAAUCUGCGUCUCAAGAGGUGAAAAUACAUUCUGUCUUUUAAUAGGACUUGAGUGGGACACACAACCCUCCCCACCUCUGCCCAAAGUAGCAGCAAUAUUUUCCCUAGGUUUCAYUGUCAGGACCUGGUCUCUCUGAACCCUCUGUCUUUUCCAGCGUGGGAUGGCUGAGGAGCCUGCACCAGUUGCCCUUGCACAGUUGAGGAAGAAGCAUGUGUCAACUUCUUCCUUAAUACUUUUCUGUAAGGAAACAGAUGCUGUUUGAUUCAUGGAUGGUGUACAGCUGGUAUGUGAUAUAGGAAGGUGUUUCUGCAUGCUAUUGCUUACCAGUUAUUUGGUCAGGAGAUUUGUCGGUGAGUCAAGAAGAAGGGAGAAUAGUAUAUUCCCUUUGGAUUUUUAAUGAUUCAUGUAAGGAAAUUUCUUUGAAAGUGUAUUUUAAAUUGGAUUCAUGUGUAUUUGGUUUUCUUUAUGAUCACUUUUCUUUUUUUUUUGAUCUUGCAUCCUUCCUUGCACAGAUACAAUAAAUAUGGCCCCUGUAUCCCAGGAAGCCACCUCUUGUAAAGCAUCUCUCAUUUUCAUCCUUCAUCCCCAGGAGAUCCAAGCUUUUGCUUCCUGAAUAACAUUGUGUUGCCACCUUGGUCCUAGUGUCCUGCCUGUGCAAAUAGAUGGUCAGUGAUAGCACUAUUUGUUAAAUACGACAAGCAGCAAAAGCAGAACGAAAGCAAAAAACAAAGGCAAAGAAGAAAAGACAAAGUAAGUUAGAGCUGCUCACGCCAUCCAGGUKGUGUUUAUGGAUAAUCCGGGCUUGCCUGUAUGGAGGAGGUAUUAACCAAAUACCCUGCUGUCAUUUCCUCAGUGCAUACCCUUUUAUUCAGGAAUAAGCCUGUAUGUGGAUUUGGGAAAGUCUCUCCAUAUAAAAAAAAAAUUGCUUUUUUAACGAUGACCUUAUUUUCGAACAUUUUCCACUGCUCCCAUUUCGCUGCUUUUACCCCGCUGUGGCUGCGCACCCUUCCCGUGGGUCUGGUCAGUGUGGGUUUGGGUUAGAUUUCCAUUAUCYCGAGAGAGGUGGAAAGAAAGAGGCUUUGGAUUUCCAUCCAUCACUCGUGUUCGGUCAGCACAGGUUUGGG
Molecule: messenger RNA, 5182 nt
Organism: Nothoprocta perdicaria
Lineage: Eukaryota; Metazoa; Chordata; Aves; Tinamiformes; Tinamidae
Gene: ZNF148
Product: zinc finger protein 148
Exons: 6
Coding region: 11-2389 (792 amino acids)
Biological process (GO): regulation of transcription by RNA polymerase II
Cellular component (GO): nucleus
Molecular function (GO): RNA polymerase II cis-regulatory region sequence-specific DNA binding; DNA-binding transcription factor activity, RNA polymerase II-specific
Source: RefSeq, a predicted model, not a curated record